Molecule: messenger RNA, 3103 nt
Organism: Branchiostoma floridae (Florida lancelet)
Lineage: Eukaryota; Metazoa; Chordata; Leptocardii; Amphioxiformes; Branchiostomatidae
Exons: 8
Coding region: 454-1098 (214 amino acids)
Source: RefSeq, a predicted model, not a curated record
UGUCCAGCUGUCCAUAGCACGGAUAAACCCAGGAAACUGGCCACGGGAAGCACGGCCCCUGUCCUGGCCUCCGGCCCAUAUUCGGCCCAAAUUCAUCAGACACGUCAGAAAGUGUGAGAAGACAUGUACUAUCGGAGACAAUAAUGAUUCAGCCUGUUGUUGGAGACUUCCUGUUCGAGGCGGAUAAAUAAGGUUCGUUCCCGGUCUGAUCAGACAUCAGGGCUAGGACACCCGUUCGUGAAGCAGAGUUUUUUCUGCGUGUACACUAUACUUGCGGACUCUGGGAAUGAUCAUGGGAAGGCAGAUGUCCAGAGAACGCGGCUGCCUAAUGACGAUCCUGACUUGUAUGAUGCUGGGUGCGGCGGUUGAGGGCCAGGGGAGGCCUUGUAUCGGCACCGGAGGGAUACCAGCAGUGGAGGGUGCUACGGUCUACAUCGACUUCGCCUCGAAGAAAUGUAUUGCAGACAAGGCAUCUUGGCGGACUGCGUCCCUGCCUAUGAGUGUCCCACCAUACCAGACGACUGCGUUGAUAUCCAGUAUCUUGCAGACUACGCCUGUAACGAAGGAAAGCAGUGCGUUGAACGGGGGUGUAAGGUACCUAGCACGGGACAGAUCAUACGAAAAGGCCAACAGUCUGGAGACUGCACGUGCGGAGAGGAGGGUCAGUGCCAGCGACACAGUCCACCGGUGUACCCGAGACCUCCUGCCCCUAUACAAGCGGGUUGCGCCCCCUUUGGAAGUUGUAGCCCCUGCACCACAGACGCACAGUGUGCUCGAUAUGAGUAUUGCGGCUACACAUUCGGCUUGUCAUCGGGCCAGUGCGUGGGCCAGGACUGUUAUAGUGACAUUGACUGUGAGGGCGGACGCUGUAACGGCGGUGCGGUAAGGCCCCGGAUGCGCGGGUGGUGCUCCCUUCCUCUCGGGAUGGCCCUUGGAGCGGCGCCAGUGGCCUAUGCGGCACCUGGGCAGGUUCAAGGACCAGUUCAGCCACCGAGACCGUUGUACGGCCGCUGGCGGAAGCAAGGUGCGUCCGAGAAUAGUGACGCCAACGCUGACACACCGAAAUCUGUUAAUGAUAACACCGAAGUAGCGAAAUAGAACUUAUCAACAGACAGACGGAUCGCCAUCACCAGGCGUGAAAAUAUAGGAUUCUUUUUUUAUUAUCGUGACGUUCAAUUGGACUGAAUUUUCUUCCUAACGUUAAACUUCACAGGGAGUAGCGCAGAAAAGAAACAUACAGGCGGCACAUACAUAUAGUACAUAUAUGGCCCCAUUCAGUCUGGAUUGAUCAUGGUUAAAUCAUCAGCCCAACAUCUAGAUCUUCGCUAUGGCUUAUCGGUCCUAUACAAGAAUUACAGUCACUGCCACGCACAUAUAGGGCGCAUCUGUCAUCACUCUAUUCUCGGAGUAAAUCAUGUUGAAUUGGCAAUGAACCGCGAAAGUCGGGCGCUUUUCAAUUUUUUUCAUGUCCAUGUUGAGAAGACCGAGGUACAUACAUAGUGUCUUUAUAUAUGUCUAGAUAUAGAUUUGAUUAUGACAUUAAUAAACAUAUUCUUUAUCAACUGCGUGUAGGUAUGUUGUUAUUUUGACAGGAUGAUAAUGUAAGCAGGAAAAAAGGUAUAAACAUUUUUUAAACUUUACAUUUGUGGAGUAAGAUAUGGUGUAUUUACGCGUAAACUCGAGUCUUGUCACAAAACCUCUCAUUGUGUAAUGUCUUUGAUUAUUCAUUUAAUCGUAGAUUAGCCUAUGACAUCGUCACAGGAAAUAGAUCUAUGUCAAAUGUUACGAGGGACUGUAAAAUGUCACCAUGAAAAACUUGUAGCUCUGCCGCUAGACGUUCGGCUUUCGUAUUUAAGACACAUCGUUAUAUGCAACAAUAAGUAUACUAUUAUACACCGGAAUUUAGAUAGCCUGGUAUCCAGCCGUGUUAUAGCUCCAUAUCUUCUGUCCUCUCUGCAAAUUUGAGACCGAGUCGGGAGCUAUGAUACAGCUUGAUGCCAGGCUAGAGUUUAGACACAUGGAAAACCCGCGAUGUUUAAAGCAAUCUCAAUGCGACGCUUGUAUGAGUAGACAUUUUCUGAGAAAUGGUAGAUGUUGCAAAAUGGAUGCACUUAUACAAGGUAUGGUUACUCCAAAACACUGCACCACUAAAAGGUCGAAGUGUUCUGCUUUCAAGGUUGGUGAUAUUUGUCGGCUGAGAUCGUUGUGAUAUUUACAGUACAAGUAGGAUGCCAUCAUGGGCGGAACGGAAACUUUGUACAUCAGGCGAUCAACAGGUGUUUCUGUUGAAAAACAAAUUCCAACUUACAUGGCCUUAUGUAACUCCUGUAUUUCAUUACAUGUAAAUAGAUCGAAACAGCCAAUAGAUAAGGAAACAGCCACAUAUUUGCGCCAUUCUAGCACAAUGUUAACCAAACAAUAGAAACACUGUGGGUCCUCCAAAGCACUAUCAUUUUUUUUUAUCAUAUUCCCAACAGACUGUAAGUGUAACACAUAAUUGACACGCGAAUUUAUCCGCUAGCAUCUAUUGACUUGUUGUAUAGAUUUUGGAGAGACAUUUCCGCUCUAUGUAAAUCAACAAACGUGUAAAUUAGCCAGAUGCAUGGCCUUGAGGUCACACGUUUACUACUUAUAGACCCCUCAGGGUAGCCAAUCUGCAUUUGACAGCGGACCUUAGAAGACGCCAGGAACCGAGAAACAUAUCUUUCAAGAUGAAGACCCUGUUGCUCCUUGCUACCUGCGUGAUCCUGGGACAGGCUGCUCCAGGCAAUCGCCAUCGCCGGCAGUUUCUGCCCACUGCUCUCUGUACCAACGGAGUGGCUGUACAGAAGUUCGCCAUGCCUGACGGCUCCCUGUGCCACUACCUGCCACCUGCUAUAUUGACCGUCGUCAGCCCUCUCCAGUCCGGGGCCGACGCCUGCCCGGCCGCAGCCAACUGGGUGGCCUUCGACUGGUGCGGCACUAUGAGCCGCCAGUGCUACUGCUGUGAUGAGGCCACCACUGCAGACCAGUGUCUCUUCUGCUGGAACAACUGUGACCCAACUGCUUAGAGCAUCGGGAAUGACGGCAAUACAGGCAAUAAAAUCCUCUCAUUCACUGAUUA